ACGCGUUAGGGAGGGUUUAGGUAAAAUAUGUUUUGCUGAAAGAGGAGGACCAUCCAUUUUAAUUUCAGAGAGGUCCGAUUUUCAGGAGAGGUGUCUUCUUAUAAAUAACGUUCACAACCCUUCUAUGCUCGUUGGCAGGGGUAGGACAUGCAGUGCGUCAAACUUCUCAAAUAAAACAAAAAAACUAGCGACACAGACGCCCGGACUACGGAGACGCAGAUUGGUUGAAUAACAAUUGUGUGUACAUUUAUUUCGCAGCGCUCGCGCACGCAACCUGGGCGGUCGAGUCAAGCGCUUCCUGGUGGAUUCAUUCGAGGAGUUUCUCUAGUUUCAAGAAACUUUAUUAUAAUAUGUACAUGUUCUAGGCUAUAGAUACAGUAUGUUUACUAUUGUAGCCUAAAAAAACGCUAGUUUCAAGAUAAUAGUGUGGAACACACACACUUGGAAAGACUACCACAUUGAGAGAGGAGCCACGCACUCAGGGUUUGGGAUUUACUGGAACCAGGACAUAUCCAUCCUUAAGGAUUUUAGUGGCGUAGUUCCUCCGGAUUGUGGGAAUCCCAUUGAACUGACCAGGAGGGAGUUGCUUGCUUUCGCAAAACCAACACUGGAGUCGACCAUGGGGGAUAAAGAGGACUUAGUAGUGACCACGGCUGUGAACUUUGUCGGGAACGGAAACUUCCUGGACUCGGUGUUCCGCUACACCCUCUUCCCAGUGUUCUACGGUGUUGUGUUCAUCCUUGGGCUGAUAUCCAAUAGUUACGUGCUGUUCGUGCUGUGGCGCCUGCGCGAUGCCAAGGCCUUGAACGAGAUCUGCAUCUACAUGGCCAACCUGACUGUGGCCGACCUCCUCUUCGUGUCCGCCCUCCCCUUCUGGAUUGGCUACUACCAUCAUGGUGGCGUCUGGCUCUACGGCGAAUUCCUGUGCCGUGUCACCGGCGUGUUCUUCUUCAUCAACACCUACUGCUCCAUCCUCUUCCUUGCUGCCAUCAGUAUCAACCGCUACUGGGCCAUCACGCGUCCGCUGGAUGCCGCCUCGUCCGACCAUUGGUGCCGUGGGGUGGCCGUCACAGCGGUCAUCUGGGGGGUCACUCUGUCCAUGUCUGUGCCAUACCUCGUGAAGACGGGCAUUCAGAAGGACAAGAGCAACGUGUCGCGAUGCUUCGAGGGCUACCACAAUGAGACGGAUGGCGAGAAGCGGCUGGUGGCCGCAACCCACCUUAUCAUUGUGGGGUGCUUCGUCUUGGUCUUCUUCCUCGUUGUAGUGUGUAAUCUGCUCAUCGCCCGGGCGUUACUAGCCCAGUCCCUUACCCAGGCUCGGGGCUCCAGUUCCUCCAAACCCCGGGGGGUGAAGGGCCGGGCCCUGCAGAUGCUGUGCGCUGUGGUGGGGGUGUUCGUGGUGUGCUUCCUCCCCCACCACAUGGUCCAGGGCCCCUGGACCCUGGCUGUGCUGGAGAUCAAGGAGGGCUGGGGCAGCACGGAAUGGAGCCAGAAGACCAAGCAAUGGUUGAACGACGCCCACCAGGUCACUCUGAUGCUGAUGGGGCUCAACUGCCUCUUCGAUCCCGUGGUGUACUGCUUCGCCACCAGGAGGUUCCACAUGUAUAUCAAGGACCAUCUGAAAAAGGUGAGGAGGGGCAGAGCCUGCUCGGAAACAGCCACCACACACGUCUCUAUAGUGGAAUGCAAGAAUGUGAGCCAGCGGCUCCAUAGCGAACAGCAGCAGCUCAAUAAUUAAAGUCCUUCACUGUAACGGAAAACUGUAAUUUAUAUGGUAAAUUUGGGUAUUAUCGAUAGUAAAGUACUCCAAACAUUUUACUUCAGCAUAGUGUAAAUUGUUGUGGGCGGGGAAACAAUUGCUUUAUUUUGAAUGGUACUGUAAUUCCACCCCACAGAAUACAGUACUGUACCUUGUCUUUGGGGGGCCAAAAACAUUUUGACCACUUGUGAGUGCAUGUUAUUGUUGUUUCUGGCUUAUUAACAUAUUUUGAGCCGUGCCUUGUAAGAGGCUAUAUUUGUUGCACCCAUGAGUGAAAAUGCUGUACCAAUUUAACUCCUAUGUUAAAGGAGACAGAUUGUACAGGGGACAGAUUUUAGUGGCAGCAAUUCUUAAACCUUUAAAUGGUUGAGCAUUUUGCCAUGUCCUUUUGGUCUGUACCCCUGUAGUCGCUGCCAGUUUGGAAGAUUUUGUUAAGGCAUCUACAGGUGCAAGUAAUAUAAAACACCAAGUAUGCAUUAAUAUGCUGUGGGAUGUUUACAACCAGAUGCAUCUGGUUUUCAAGGGAGAGGAAAGAGAGCCUGUGACGCCUACACAACGGGUAGCCAUUUGAUUAGCUGUUAAAUUUCACCACCUCUUUCUUCCUGUUUGUUUUCUCUUUGAGCGUAAACAGAGUAUAAAAGCAGAAGUUUCAUAGGGAACUGGAGCUUCUAUAAAUAAUAAAUUCACCCCGUAUACAAUUUCCUCUGGAAGGAGGUUAAGGGCUCUAUUCAGAAAUCCUCAUUAUUUCGUUGAAUUAUUUAAAAUUUGAGCUUCAUUAUUUCCAUAUAGCCUAUACUUUCUCGUUCUGAACUUCAAACGUGAGUAGGACGGGUCUGGCUUUGUGACAAUGAUCAAGACCAGCUGCUCACCGAUAUGACAGCCCCAAUGCAGUUACACCUCCGACACCGCCAAAACAUCAGCUAUGUGGGUGUCGGCUAUUGCCGGUUAAUGCUGAUCUGAUUGAAUCUAGGCCUAAGGGUCCCACUGUUCAGCAAGAGUAGGAGCAGGGCAAGUUUCAUUCAGCCAUCAGGCUGCUGAACAGUGGGACGGAUGAACAGUAGGCCCCAGAGACUUUGAAUAUGUGAAAAUCUAAAUGUGUGACUUGUGUACUAGCUUUCCAGUUUUUCCUACGGCAUGUAAUAUAUUGUGUUGUGUAUUUGUAUGCUGACAUCACAAAAUGAAUUUACAUGUAAAUGGACAAAGUACAGUAUAUCGUAUCAUAUCGUAUUUGUUUUGCAAUUUUGUACGCCAAAUUUUGCAAAACAAAUACUGGGAGCCAAGAAGUACUUUUAAAAAUGUGAUGCAUUGCUAUUAUUGUUAUUGCUGUUAUUAUUAUAAAGAAUGAUGAAGUAACAAGCUUUAAGGUCAUUUUAUGAGGCUGGUAACCAUCCUAGAUGUCAAUUCAACAUCUCUUCCAUGUUGGGUCAGCGUAAUUUCAAUGAAAUGACGUGGAAACAAUGUUGAUUCAACCUGUGUAUGCCCAGUGGGAUGUGAUGAACUUGAUUACUUCUCAGCUGUCAGCUGCUGAAGUAUAAACAGAGAUGGUUUAUGAAGUAAGUUGACCACUGAUAUAAAUGUUGCACUUACUGUAACUCUUUGUAUGUAAUGCAAUUGGAACAUAUUGUGUAACGCUGUACUGCAUUCUCAAAUAAAACAAAUAUCUAACAGA
Messenger RNA from Oncorhynchus masou masou (cherry salmon), 3428 nucleotides. RefSeq names its product platelet-activating factor receptor-like. Gene Ontology annotation, biological process: chemotaxis; G protein-coupled receptor signaling pathway. The record is from RefSeq and is a predicted model, not a curated record. The transcript has 3 exons. The coding region runs from base 620 to 1738 and encodes 372 amino acids. Gene Ontology annotation, cellular component: membrane. Gene Ontology annotation, molecular function: platelet activating factor receptor activity; G protein-coupled purinergic nucleotide receptor activity. Lineage: Eukaryota; Metazoa; Chordata; Actinopteri; Salmoniformes; Salmonidae.